Cokeromyces recurvatus is the source of this 661-nucleotide messenger RNA. RefSeq lists its product as uncharacterized. Bases 239 to 646 code for a protein of 135 amino acids. The record is from RefSeq and is a predicted model, not a curated record. Lineage: Eukaryota; Fungi; Mucoromycota; Mucoromycetes; Mucorales; Mucoraceae. The transcript has 3 exons.
AUUUUCUUAUUUUCUUCUAUGUUCUUGAAUCUCUAAAUCGAGUAUAGAUCUUCAAACAGGUUUGUAUAACAUUAGAUCAAGUCAAUUAAAAUUAACGGAGAUGAAAAUCAGUGCAUAUAUGUAUCAGGAGAUUCUUAAAAAGAUGUUUUCUACUUUCCCUAAAUCGCAAAAAUAACUUCUCAAAUAUACGAAGAAUUUGUUAGAUGCAUCAACUUAAGGUCUCUCCAUAAAACAAGUAAUGUCAUUUCCUGCUACCACCUUUUUUUUAACUGCCGCCUAUAUCGUAUUUCUGAUUUCAUCUUCAGAAAGGCAUGAAUUUCUAACAAUCACAUAUCCUGUAGAAGGUGUUGUAUUUAAAGCUGGUGAUCAACUCGUAUUAUCUUGGGAUAAUUUAUUUGAUGAAAAUAUAAUUUUAGAAAUUGUUUUAAUUUAUGAUGAUUCUCUAAAUAAGGAGAAGAAGAAUAUGGGUAACUCUAAACGCGAAAAAGUCGUUGCCAAUAACGUCAACGCUAAUAAGUUACACUAUAUGUGGGAUAUUCCUUUGGAUACCAUUAUUAUUGUAUUAGACAUUAUUGAAUUUCGUUCAUCACUCACUCAAACUCUUCGUUCAAAGUAUUUUACUAUUGAAGGUGUCAGUGAUAUGUGAAAAACUAACAAUGGG